AUGAUAAUUCCAAUCCGUUGUUUUACGUGUGGCAAAGUUGUGGGUGACAAAUGGGAGUCUUAUAUCGUCCUCCUGCAGGCGGAGUACGCGGAGGGUGAUGCUCUGGACACUCUCGGACUCCGACGCUACUGCUGCCGGCGUAUGAUUCUCUCACACGUCGAUCUCAUUGAGAAGUUACUCAACUACGCCCCACUCCAAAAAUGA
This is a messenger RNA of Hydatigera taeniaeformis, 204 nucleotides long. The record is from the annotation of a GenBank genome assembly. Lineage: Eukaryota; Metazoa; Platyhelminthes; Cestoda; Cyclophyllidea; Taeniidae.